Molecule: messenger RNA, 294 nt
Organism: Necator americanus (New World hookworm)
Lineage: Eukaryota; Metazoa; Nematoda; Chromadorea; Rhabditida; Ancylostomatidae
Exons: 3
Coding region: 1-294 (97 amino acids)
Source: RefSeq, a predicted model, not a curated record
AUGUUUACCGAACGUAUUGUAAUCCUAAUUCUAUUUGCUGCAAUUCUUGUAGUAGCAGAUCAACUUGCGAAAGAAAAGAUGAUUAGAUCCAGAAUGCGACGAUGUGCACGUCAAUUCAGUCUUGCCAUGAAUUUCCAAUGUCGUGGAAUAACAGCGGAAGAAUGUGAACCAUUCAGAGAACUUUUCGGCUUGGAAACUUCAAAUGUAUCGCUUCGAGAACAUUUAGUUGAGAAAAAAUGUUGCGAACGUCGAUGCUCAUUGCAAGUUUUACGGUCAUUAUGUUGUUUCGAAUAG